Drosophila rhopaloa is the source of this 492-nucleotide messenger RNA. It is a transcript of the gene ssp7, whose product is annotated as la1-like protein 13. Lineage: Eukaryota; Metazoa; Arthropoda; Insecta; Diptera; Drosophilidae. The record is from RefSeq and is a predicted model, not a curated record. The transcript has 3 exons. The coding region runs from base 49 to 315 and encodes 88 amino acids.
UAUAUAGCCAGGCAGCUGGGCAAAACAUAGAUCAGUUUGCUGAAAAAUAUGAAAUCGGUCACGUUCGUACUAUGCCUGCUGGUGCUGGGCGCCCACUCCCUCCUGGUGUUUGCCGUGGACUGCGAGGUGAGCGGCCACAAGAUGAAAACCGGAGAGAAAUACAGCCCGGAAGGUCGCUGCAUGCAGUACACAUGCGAGGGCCCCAGAAAACUGUCGGCCCUAACAUGCCCUAGCAUAGCCUCCUUGAAGCCCUGUAGGUUGAUAAGUGACUCUACCAAGCCAUAUCCCGGAUGUUGUCCUAAGUACGAGUGUUGAAGACAGCGACAAAAAACAAUACAAGCCAAAACUACAAGUUCUGGACUUGGAAAAACUACUGGAUCCAAACUGCUGAAUCAACUGAUAUUGACAAAGCCGAAAUUAUAAAAUAAUAAACAUUCCUUUCUGAUCAAAAACGAAUUCAGAAAGAAAAUAAUAAAAUUAAACUAAAAAGAA